AUGGAGGUCAGGUACAACCAAGACACGGAAGGAAUGGUGCUGAAGAAUGGACUUAAGGAGGGCAAAGACGGAAAGGAAUCACAGGGCAGUUUGUCCAAAAGCUUUCUGAAGGAGCAACAGAGCUCUUUUUCCUCCUCUGGGACCGUGGAAAACUGCGAGAAAAACAGGGGGAGCACCGGAGACCCAGACUACUGUCGGAGGAUACUUGUGCGAGAUGCGAAAGGCUCCAUCAGAGAGAUUAUCCUACCAAAGGGUUUGGAUUUGGACCGGCCCAAAAGAACCCGUACCUCUUUCACUGCAGAGCAACUCUACAGGUUGGAGAUGGAGUUUCAGAGGUGUCAGUACGUUGUGGGAAGGGAGCGAACUGAACUCGCCCGUCAGCUCAAUCUAUCUGAAACUCAGGUCAAGGUUUGGUUCCAGAACCGGCGCACGAAACAAAAAAAAGAUCAGGGGAAAGACUCAGAGCUCCGCUCAGUGGUUUCAGAGACUGCGGCAACCUGCAGUGUCCUCAGACUGCUAGAGCAGGGUCGGCUGCUCACACCCUCAGGCCUGCCAGGCAUUUUGCCACACUGCGGUAGUAGCACUUUGGGUUCAGCCCUUCGCCCCCCCUCCAUCGGCAUGGGCAACAAUAGUGGCAGCGUCGGAGGUAGCAGCGGAGCCGCUGGCGGCAGCCCGACUCUACCCGUCGUCACCAGCUCUGGGACGGUGCCAGGCCUGCAGAGCUCGGCGGCAGCUCACAGCUUAUUUAGCUUCCCAAUGCCAUCCUUACUUAGUGGCGUCGCCAGCCGCAUGUCAUCGAACCCGCUGACCGUGGCCAGUUCGUUAGCAGGCAAUUUGCAAGAACUCUCUGCCCGCUAUCUGAGCUCUUCUGCUUUUGAGCCAUACUCGCGGACCAAUGGCAAAGAAUCCAUGGACAAGAAGAUUUUGGAAUGA
Molecule: messenger RNA, 933 nt
Organism: Nerophis lumbriciformis (worm pipefish)
Lineage: Eukaryota; Metazoa; Chordata; Actinopteri; Syngnathiformes; Syngnathidae
Source: RefSeq, a predicted model, not a curated record